Messenger RNA from Chlorocebus sabaeus (green monkey), 840 nucleotides. It is a transcript of the gene TIFAB, whose product is annotated as TIFA inhibitor. Gene Ontology annotation, molecular function: protein binding. Gene Ontology annotation, biological process: positive regulation of canonical NF-kappaB signal transduction. NCBI's taxonomy places the organism in Eukaryota, Metazoa, Chordata, Mammalia, Primates, Cercopithecidae. The record is from RefSeq and is a predicted model, not a curated record.
CUCUCAGCAGUGGAAUAGCACUUCUGCAAUGAAAAAUUACACUUCUAUUUUCUUUCCUAAAGGGAAAAAGGAAGACUGCAACAAAACUGAAGUGUGUUCUGUCAUGUUCCUGAACCAUAGCCGUGAGAGCCCUCCCCAGCCCUACCCAAACCAGCCUGCUCGCUCCCAAGAGCUCACAGCUGCAGGACUAGAGUCAGAUGUGCCCUGGCAAUAAGGCCUUCAUCCAUGGAGAAGCCCCUCACCAUCCUGCGAGUGAGCCUGUACCACCCCACACUGGGCCCAUCUGCCUUUGCCAAUGUGCCACCACGGCUGCAGCAUGACACCAGCCCUCUGUUGCUCGGACGAGGGCAGGACGCCCACCUCCAGCUGCAGCUCCCCCACCUCUCCCGUCGUCACCUGUCCCUGGAGCCCUACCUGGAGAAAGGCAGUGCCAUGCUGGCCUUCUGCCUCAAGGUCCUGAGCCGCAAGGGCUGUGUGUGGGUCAAUGGGCUGACGCUGAGGUACCUGGAGCAGGUCACCCUGAGUACCGUCAACAGGCUCUCCUUCUCAGGCAUCCAGAUGCUGGUUCGCGUAGAAGAAGGCACAUCCCUGGAGGCCUUUGUCUGCUAUUUCCAUGUCAGCCCUUCACCCCUGAUUUACAGACCUGAGGCUGAGGAAACUGACGAAUGGGAAGGCAUCUCCCAGGAGCAGCCUCCCCCUGGUUUAGGGCAGCAGACUUCAGGUUGCCUGGGGUUUCUCCACGGCCCUUCCCAGACUUGGGACAGCCCUCCCCAGCCAAGACCUGGAGGAGGAACAGAAAUACAGCUCCAGAGGGAACCCCCAGACAGUACACUCUGCUAG